Messenger RNA from Thunnus maccoyii (southern bluefin tuna), 4625 nucleotides. It is a transcript of the gene exoc6b, whose product is annotated as exocyst complex component 6B. NCBI's taxonomy places the organism in Eukaryota, Metazoa, Chordata, Actinopteri, Scombriformes, Scombridae. Gene Ontology annotation, biological process: intracellular protein transport; exocytosis; Golgi to plasma membrane transport. The record is from RefSeq and is a predicted model, not a curated record. The transcript is spliced from 22 exons. Gene Ontology annotation, cellular component: exocyst; membrane. The coding region runs from base 64 to 2601 and encodes 845 amino acids.
UCAAACUCCGCUCCUUCGGGCUGCUGCAUAAACACAUCAAACCAACCCUCUGGUUCCUCCUGCAUGACGCACGGAGCCCAGCCAGUCCGCUCAGCUCAGCUCAGCUCAGCUCCGCUCGGCUCAGCUCAGCUCAGCUCGGAACCGACCAGAGCAACAUGCAGGAUGGCGAGCGUGGAGACAGCCGCGGAACACGAGCGAAUCCUGCGGGAGAUCGAGAGCACAGACACCAACUGUAUCGGGCCGACCCUCCGGUCGGUGUACGACGGUCAGGAACAUGGCCUGUUCAUGGACAAACUGGACGCUCGGAUCAGGAACCACGACAGAGAGAUCGAGAAGAUGUGUAACCAUCACUUCCAGGGGUUCGUCGACUCCAUCACAGAGCUGCUCAAAGUGCGAGGAGAGGCGCAGAAACUGAAGAGUCAGGUGAUUGAGACCAACAAGUGUCUUCAGGAUGAUGGCAAAGACCUCAUGAGCUCUAUGGAGGAUCUGAAACAGUGUCGAGUGCAACAGAGAAACAUCGCCACCACCAUAGACAAACUGACACACUGCCUACCAGUCCUGGAGAUGUACAGCAGACUUCAGGAGCAAAUGAGGGCAAAAAGGUACUACCCUGCGUUGCGGACGUUGGAGCAGCUGGAGCAUACGUGUCUUCCCAAGGCGGGUCAGUACCGCUUCUGCUCCAUCAUGGCAGAAAACAUCCCCAAACUGAGGACACAGAUCCGGGACACGGCCAUGACGCAGCUGAGAGACUUCUUAGAGAGCAUCCGGAAACACUCGGACAAGAUAGGAGAGACCGCCAUCAAACAGGCCCAGCUACAGCGCUCGUUGGACAGCUCCGUCUCUACGCAGCCGAGGGCCCUGAUUGGCCGACGCCCCAGGAAAGAGGCGGCGGCGGCGGCGGCGGCGGGGGCGACGCAGCAGAGCGACGGGCAGGGUGGCAGUCCAUUGUCGGAACAGGACUCUGGCAUUCUGGAUGUGGAGGACGAAGAAGAGGAUGAAGAAGUCCCAGGAGCUCAGGACUUGGUGGAUUUCUCUCCAGUUUACCGCUGUCUGCAUAUCUACACUGUGCUGGGUUUGCGUGAUGUGUUUGAGAACUACUACAGAAAGCAGAGGAGGAAACAAGCUCGCCUCGUACUGCAGCCUCACUCUAACAUGCAUGAAACUCUGGAGGGAUACCGGCGGUACUUCAAUCAGAUUGUCGGAUUCUUUGUUGUGGAGGAUCACAUCCUUCACACCACACAGGGUUUGGUCAACAGAGCGUACGUAGAGGAGCUUUGGGAGUUGGCGCUGUCCAAAAUCAUCGCCGCUCUGAGGACGCACUCUUCGUACUGUGACGACCCUGACCUGGUGCUGGAUCUGAAGAACCUCAUUGUCCUUUUUGCUGAUACACUGCAGGGUUAUGGUUUCCCGGUGUCACAGCUGUUCGAUAUGCUGCUGGAGAUGAGGGAGCAGUACGGAGAAAUCCUGCUUAAGAAAUGGAACAUCACCUUCAGGCAGGUGUUGGACCAGGACAACUACAGUCCGAUCCCAGUCUCAACAGAGCAGGAGUACAAACACUACACUUCCCAGUUUCCCCUGCAAGACCCUGAACUGGACAAGCUUCCUUUCCCCAAGAAGCUUCCCUUCUCUGAGUUUGUGCCAAAAGUCUACUGCCAGCUCAAAGAGUUCAUCUACGCUUGUCUGAAAUACUCUGAAGACCUGCAUCUCAGCUCCACAGAGGUAGACGAUAUGAUCCGCAAGUCGACAAAUCUGUUGUUGACCAGAACCCUGAGCCACUGUCUGCAGUAUGCCAUUAAGAAGAAGAAUGUCGGCCUGGCAGAGCUGGUGCAGGUGAUCAUUAACACCACCCACCUGGAGCAGAGCUGCCACUUCCUGGAGGAGUUUAUAUCAAACAUCACCAACGUUCCUCCCGACACGGUAAACGCUACCAAGCUGUACGGCACCUCCACCUUUAAGGACGCUCGUCACGCGGCCGAGGCGGAGAUCUACACCAGCCUGAACGCCAAGAUCGACCAGUUCCUGCAGCUGGCUGAUUACGAUUGGAUGGCGGCGGUGCAGACGGGCGGGACUCCUACCGCCAGCGACUACCUGAUCGACCUGAUCGCUUUCCUGAAGAGCACCUUCAGUGUCUUCACCAACCUGCCUGGUAAAGUGGCCCAGACGGCGUGCAUGUCGGCCUGUAAACACAUCUCAACCUCCCUGAUGCAGCUCCUGCUCGACCCGGAGGUCAGACAGAUCUCCAUGGGAGCUCUGCACCAGCUCAACACAGACGUGAAGGAGUGCGAGAGUUUUGCCAGAGCCGGCCCGGUCGCAGGCUUCCAGGGUGACACGUUGCUUCUGGCCUUCAGUGACUUGAGACAAUUGCUGGAACUGUUCACGCAAUGGGAUUGGUCGACCUACCUGGCUGACUACGGCAAACCCACCUGCAAAUACCUGAGAGUCAACCCACACACUGCACUGGCCCUGCUGGAGAAGAUGAGGGAGACGAGCAGGAAGAACAACGUCUUCGCCCAGUUCAGGAAGACGGACAGAGACAGACAGAAACUCAUCGACACCAUCAUCAAACAGCUACGCAACCUCAUCGCACAGCACCACACCUAGAGCGCCGCGUCAGAUCGGCCCGGUCGGCCGGCGGCGGCGGCGACGGGCCUGAAAGCCGACCGUCCGAUUGGCUCGUUUAAAAACCAUCCUCAUCGGUCUGUUCAGCACCUCCGACCCGACCACUGGCUGAUCUAUGCACCUUAACGUCACUGGACUUCCUUCCGACAACCACACCCGUUGGUCACCGUUAACAACCAAUCGAAGGCUGGAACGAGCUCACAAUGUGCAAUCUGAUUGGUUGAUUGAUUUCUGGAAUAAGCGACAUAAUCUUAAAAGGCUGGAGCGUCUUUGAGUGCUGGAGCUAAAACAAGUAUCACUUCCUCCUCCUCCUGCUAACCCACUAAAACACUGCUGCUGGUUAUCUGGUCUCGACUGAAAUGAUCUUUACUGGUUAGUCUGGUUGUGAGACUGAAUGAUCUUUACUGGUUAGUCUGGUUGUGAGACUGAGAGGAUGUUAUAAACUCUCCUACGUCUUUUGAUAGCUUCAGUUUGGAUAUGAACCAAGCGAUCUUACUGGUUUCCUUCAAAAAAAUAACGUCCAUCGAACAAACCGUGAAGAUGAGAUGUAACCAAAUGUGAUGCCGACUCUUCCUGCCAGCUGACAUUAAAGAAUAAAUCUGGUGAUAUUCUGUAUAUUUGUUAUCGUCGACAAAUCCCAUGAAAAGACCAAUAUAUGUUAUUCCUCUUAUCAAUAGAGCUCCAUUGUUGCUGCUGCAGGAAAUACUCAACUGGAGCACCAAAUGUGUAUUAAUCCACAGCUGAAAAUAGUCCCCAACGACACACAGUUUGCUAAAAAACUACAGCUGUCUUAGACAAAUGACUGAGCCUUUUUAAAAAUGAAACUAUAUAUAUAUAUUUCUGACAGUUUUUUUAAAAAGAUCUUCAGGAGGAAUCAGCAGGUUUGAGUCUUUUUUUUAAUGGGAUUUGUCCUUUAAUAAUGAGAAAAAAUAUAGAAUAUCACCAGUUUUAUCCUUAAUUAAACUUGAUUUUGAAGGCAACUGAGAUUUCUGACUUGUGACAAACAAGCAAAUAAUAGCAUCGUUAGUUAUAUUAUAAGAUUUAAUCAUGUAGUACCAGACGAUAAAAGUACGUAAGUGUCAUUACGGAGCAAGAAUAGUGAGGAUAUAAGUAAUGAAAACCACAUUAUGAAUAAUACGUCUACGCAGUUUUUCUUGUUUUAUGUUUCUAAGAAAUCUUCCGGCGUCCGUGAGGAGUUUGUUGCUCAACGUGUUGCUUCAGUCGCUGGACGCUAUCAGGCCUCGUCAUAAGAUGCGUUUGUAGGUCUGCACGGUGGGAAAACAGGCUCAUAUUUUUAUAGUCCGUAGCUGGUGAGUAACAAUAGAUUAUAAUGGGAAUUAUGGGAAUUGUGUGCGUGAACCUAAUGUGAGUUAUUUUUCCAGAGAACUUGCGUUUUUAUUCUUCCAGCUUUCUCUGUUUCUCAACCUUUUUUUUUAAUGUCUUCCACAUUGCUCUCCCUCUCACUGAGGCACAAUAACAGAACGAAUUGAAUGUACAUCAGAUAGAGAGAGAGAGCGAGAGCGAGGUCGUCUUCCGUGGCGGGAGGGAUGUCAUUUUAGGUUGUAGAUGUUGUAAAUCGAGUCCGCGGAUAUCAGCGGGGCGAACAAACAUAACGAUGCAACAUGGCAACCCGUUUCCCCUCCUCUCACUUCAACCUGCGAACACUUGAACGGGCGACUCUGAUGCUCAGAUCUGGCAACCUUAUUCUUUCUUCCCCCCUAACAGCACAGUGAGUGUUUUUAUAAAAAGGGAGGGAUGGGGUCCAAAACAUGGCAACCCAACCCUCCUCUCAGUAAAACUUGAUUUUCUUGUAUAAAGAACUGGGUCUUAAAGAAGGGGGAUGUGAUGCCCCCCCCUUGAUCUGGCAGCCGCUAUAAAAAGUGUAUGACUAGAAAGAGACAGAAAAACCAUCGUACUAAUGCCGAACACACAACACGUAUAUGUCUUCCAUAUGCCAAGCUGUCGUUUGGGUCUGAAUGUGUGUCAUUUGUUUAGAUAAAGCACAG